AUAAAACGUCACUUUAUCAAAAACAACUUCAUCGAACCAUCGCCAUAGACACACACACACCUCUCUAAUUAAAUUAACAUAUCAUUUGAAGAAGAAGGAAGAACUUUGAUUCCUUCUUCAAGUUUGUUUUCUGUCUCACCUUUUUAUCACCGAGUCAUGGCCGAGUUGACUCAGUCCGACGUCGUUUACUCGCCUCGUUCUCUCCAAGUGUGGAAGACUUUCAUGAACUGCCUCGCCUUCUUCUACCAGAUCUUCCUCCAGAUCCUCCGCGCCGUCGGCUACCAUCCUCUCCUCUCCUCCUCCGCUAAAUCCUCCGCCGGCGAUGGAUUUAAACCCUUACCGUCCAUCGAAUUGCCGGAAUCUCCCACCACCACCGUCGAAAUCGCCUCCUCCGCCAACGAUGAUUGCCUCCAAAGACUAAAGGUAGUUCUUGACUUGGACGAGACGUUAGUGUGUGCAUACGAGACUUCGAGUCUACCUGCUGCUUUACGGAAUCAAGCUAUCGAGGCUGGGUUAAACUGGUUCGAGCUUGAGUGUUUAUCAUCAGACAAGAAGGAAAGUGAUGGUAAAGCUAAGAUCAAUUACGUUACGGUGUUUGAGCGUCCUGGACUGCACGAGUUCUUAGAGCAGCUUAGCCAGUUUGCUGAUCUUGUUCUGUUUACUGCUGGUCUUGAAGGAUAUGCGAGACCGCUUGUGGAUAGAAUAGAUACAAGGAAAGUACUUAGCAACCGACUUUAUCGACCUUCUACAGUUAGCACACCAUACAGAGAUCAUGUGAAGGAUCUGUUAACCACAUCAAAGAACAUGUCUAGGACUGUAAUAGUUGACAACAACCCUUUCAGCUUUCUAUUGCAACCAUCAAAUGGGAUUCCAUGUAUUGCAUUUUCAGCCGGGCAGCCUAAUGACACUCAGCUUUUGGAUGUUAUUCUACCACUACUGAAGCAACUUUCGGAGGAAGAAGAUGUAAGACCAACACUUUAUGAUCGGUUCCGUAUGCCUGAAUGGUUUGAGAAGCAAGGCAUACCACCUUCUUGCUGGAAUCCUUAACCGAACUAAUGGUGAAAACCGAAAUAUAUCUUUGGUUCACACAAAAAAAAAGGCAAAGGGACUUGUUUGGUACAGUAGUUUCAGCAAUGAAAAAGAAUAUGUGAGAAGGCACAUAAACUACCAUUUGUAGUGUUUAUAAUCUUUGGUAGAUUUCUUUUAAAAAGAUAAAAUUCUAUUACACAUUCUUGAUUUCAUGUAAUUCUCUAGCUUUCUCUGUAAUUUUGUUAAUGAUAUCAAGCAUUAUUUUUUUCCUUUUCCAGUUUGGAUAUACCGGGUUAUGGUCUAAACCGAAGUAUAGACUGGUUUGGUAUGAGAAGAUAAAUAAAUGUUGGCUUCCUUUGAAGUGGAGUGGUUUUUGAAAGACAUAAUAUAUACUCAAUAAUUAGUAAACUUAAAAUCAGGAAUGUGAGUAAUUGGGAUUCAUGUAUUCCACAUUUAUCAAAAAAAAAAAGGAACAUGUUUGGUUCAUGA
This is a messenger RNA of Eruca vesicaria subsp. sativa (arugula), 1518 nucleotides long. The record is from the annotation of a GenBank genome assembly. Lineage: Eukaryota; Viridiplantae; Streptophyta; Magnoliopsida; Brassicales; Brassicaceae.